Myxocyprinus asiaticus (Chinese sucker) is the source of this 6852-nucleotide messenger RNA. RefSeq names its product cytidine monophosphate (UMP-CMP) kinase 2, mitochondrial (gene cmpk2). Gene Ontology annotation, cellular component: cytoplasm; mitochondrion. Gene Ontology annotation, molecular function: dTMP kinase activity; ATP binding. The transcript is spliced from 5 exons. The record is from RefSeq and is a predicted model, not a curated record. Bases 72 to 1349 code for a protein of 425 amino acids. Gene Ontology annotation, biological process: dUDP biosynthetic process; dTDP biosynthetic process; dTTP biosynthetic process. NCBI's taxonomy places the organism in Eukaryota, Metazoa, Chordata, Actinopteri, Cypriniformes, Catostomidae.
UUCGUUUUCCAGUCUAGUUUCGUUUCUUUGUAAACACUGUCAUCCAGCUGAAAAUACUUUCAUUUCCCUGUAUGCCUCACUGUUCACACUUCACAAUGUUAAAGAGAGCAAUGUUUCUCUGCGGACAGCUGCGCUCUCGUGUAUUUGCGGUGGAGGUUGAUUUGCGCACAGAACCUUUAUAUUUCUCACUGAGCACAAGCCCUCAGAUUUUGAGUCAUCGUGAUUAUCCGCAGCUCUUCGGAGAGGAUGGCAAACUCUACUCGCUGCACGUUCACUGCGAUGACAGAAUUCAGAAGGCGCGAGCUCACGCGGAAAUAAAACACGGGCUGUCUGAAAAACUGGCACGAGAUUGCGACGUUUUCGAAGCGUCCUCCUAUGUCCCGGAUGUCAAAAACAGCGUCGACAAAGGCUUUUUUAUAAGGGACAGAUCCACUACAGCUCGUUCAGAGGAAAUAUUAAAGAAAUAUCACCAAAAUAAAUCGAUAUGUGUGGUUUCAUACAAGCGCGAGGGUCAGUACUGCUGGCAGGAGUUGUGGUCACCUGUCAAUCAAGUGGAGCGGGUAGAGAGACAUUACGUCACACCUGCAGCAGCCCCAGAGUUUCACCCAUCCACACUAAACAUCAAGAACUCUGAUGUGUACUACUGUAUGGACGAAGCCUAUAAGGUCCUUAAAGAGUGCACUGACAUUAUCCCUGAGUCAAAGGAAGUGCUGCAGCUUGUGGAUGAACAGGUGGAGACAAGCAGAGGAGAUGGAUUUCCAGUCAUUGUAAUUGAGGGACUGGAUGCUACAGGUAAAACUACUCUCACAGAAGCCCUGCGGGAGUCUCUGAAUGCCACUCUUCUGAAAUCUCCUCCCCAGUGCCUGGCUCCUUUUAGACAGCGCUUUGACUCUGAACCACCCCUCAUCCGCAGAGCCUUUUAUGCUCUGGGGAACUACAUCACCGCAGCACACAUUGGAAAAGAGUCCUUAAGGACUCCUGUCAUAGUGGACAGGUACUGGCACAGCACAGCAGCAUAUGCCAUUGCCACAGCAGUAAGUGGAAGAGUGGAAAACCUCCCUAGACCAUAUUCAGAACUGUACCAGUGGCCAGAAGACCUGCUCCAGCCAGACCUUGUGCUGCUUCUGACUGUCAACCCAGAGGAGAGACUGAGAAGACUCAAGGACAGAGGACAGGAAAAGACCAUCGAGGAGAUAGAGCUAGAGGUCAAUCAACUGUUCAGACUGAAAGUGGAAGAAGCUUACAAGAGAAUCCAGAAUCCUGCCUGCAUCAUCGUGGAUGCCAGCCCUUCUCCCCAAGAAGUGCUGCAACAAGUGCAGUUUUUAAUAAGGAACAAUUGUCACCUGUAAACACCCAUUUUCUGCAAGUCAGGAAGCCAUGCAAUCACUCUGCAUUCCACUAGAUGGUAGUGUAGUGUUAUGAUUUCUUCCCUAGUAGUCUAAAACCCCACUGUAAAAGUCCCAGUCAGCUGAGCCUGUUGAUUGAAAGGGAGGCUGGUGGCAAACAGCCAGUGCAUAUUUCAGGGCUCCUAUUUGGACAUGUCACAACAUAUUCCCCUUUCCACAGAGCUUUAGUGAUGACACGAGAGGGAAAGUUAUUGCGAGUGUCGUAGCUGCAUGUCAGCUCUCAUACGCAGGGUCACAGCGUCCACUUUCCUCUCUCAGACUUAUUCCCACUGAAACACAGGAACUCAACUAAAGAGGUUUGAGAAUUCAUCAAUCACUUCAAUUCGAUUUAAACACAAGAACUCAUUGUUGGUCAGCUCGAAGUUCACUCCUAUAGGAGCUGGAAGCAAGGGACUUUAUGGGGAUAUUAAAAGCAAUAGAUCUGAUCUGGGCAAUUUAAACUUUGUUUGAUUUGUUGCUGUUUCUUUUGGACACAGACACUGAUCAUUAAUUAAGAGUGAUAUGCUAGGACAAAGAAAUACUGUACAUUCAUCUCUCUUGUCAGUUCCAGAGACCUACUUUCUCUUUAUUGAAGUUCUUUAAAAAGAUUUGUGUGAAACACACUUUAAAUAUUUUAUUAUACAAAUGAUCGUCAAAAAUUCACAUUUAAAGAUCACAUGCACACCUUAAAGGGAUAGUUCACCCCAAAAUGUAAAUUCUCUCAUCAUUUACUCACCCUCAUGUCAUCCCAGAUGUGUAUGACUUUCUAUCUUCUGCUGAACACAAACGAAGAUUUUUAGAGUAAUAUUUCCACUCUGUAGGUCUAUACAAUGGAAGUUAAUGGGUACCAAAAUGUUGAAGGUCCAAAAGGACAUAAAGCCCACAUAAAAGUAAUCCAUAAGACACCAGUUGUUAAAUCUAUAUCUUCAGAAGCGAUAUAAGUUUGUGUGAGAAACAGAUCAAUAUUUAAGUUCUUUUUUACUAUAAAUUCUCCUCCCUGCCCAGUUGGUGGUGAUAUAAACGAGGAAUGUGAAUGUCCAAAAGCAAAAGAAGAAUGUGUAAGUGAAAGUGGAAAUGGAAUUUAAAAAAACAACAAAACUUCUCUGUUUCUCACCCACACCUAUAAUUUCGCUUCUGAAUAUAUGGAUUUAACUUGUGAAUAUUUUCAUGCUGCCUUUAUGUCCUUUUGGAUCUUCAAAAUGUUGGUACCUAUUCACUUGCAUUUUAUUGACAAUUAUUAUUCCCCAAAUUCUCAUUACUGUUAUGUGUAAUUACUAAAUAAUUUGAUUUUUUUUUAAUAUUUAAAUCAGCAUAAAUAAAAGGUAAAAAAACAAACAAACAAACAAAAAAAAAAACAUAAUAUAUAAAUAAUUUAUUAUAUAAUAUAAUAAAAUAUAAUAUAAUAUCUUUUUGUUUUGUUUUUUGCAUUACAGUAAUGGGAAUUGGGGCCGGGGAGUGCAUAACUGUCAUAAAAAUAAAGUGACAAUGCAAAAAAUCUUAAUGGUCCUUAAAACAGGCCUCAUUUUCUUUAUGCGAAAUAUAUUGUAUUAUUUUGUAUCUUUUGAUGUUGGGGUGAAAUGUGACCUGGACAUGUUAUUCAUAAGUUUUAUUAAGAUUCACCCACCCAAAGAUCCGUUCGCAUACACAUACACACUAACACUACCACUCUUAUUCUAUAGUUCAUUUAUAUGGUAAGUGCUGUAUUUACCCAGUGAUAGCAAGAUUAAUUAAUGGUUUUAGUAAUUAUGAACUCAGUGAGGAUGUAAGACAGAGUGACCCGUCUCUCUCACAAUGAUGCCUCAGCAGAGGGGAGAAGAGAGUGGGGUAAAUUCAUAUGGCAAUUAAUGGAGUCCUGUAGAUCACUGUCAAAUGGCUUUCCACACCACUGCGCAAUUACACACUCCCCUUCUACCCUCGCUAUAAAUGCAAUUAUAUGUUUAUUUUUUAGCACACUGCAUAAACUCCAUAUAUGCUUGUUGUCAGUAGUUAAUAUGAAUGUCUUGUACUGCACCUAAGGCACUUAAAAUGCCAUAUUUAAAUGUGCUAUGUGGGAAAUGGACUGGUCAGUGAUUUUAUAGCAUGAUUAAACUGGUUUGACUUAAAUUCCAUUUAUUUAUUUCUUUGCUUGGAGCCCACUUGGGUGCCCAGUGGUCAGACAGCCAGCUUGACCAAUUUUCCAUCUAUCUGCAAUUGCUCUCAGAGGGAAUUUUCAGUGUUUAAGGAUUUUUCAGUUGCUAUAGACAGACUUUCCUACAAUGCAGUUCUUAUGAAUGCAGGGGAGAGGUUAUAGUAUUGUUUAUGUAUAUACAAAGUAAAAAACCCCAAUGAACAUUCAAUGUGUAUUCAACAGAAAGUAUACUAUAAGGCAGCUAGUUCUGUUUUAAAAAACAAUCUACAUAUAUUUACAAUCUAUCCUCAAACUCCUACAAGCAAAUAAACAGGCAACCUUAAUUUUUCAUUUCAGUCUAAACUAUUUAUGCAAAUCAGACAUUUACAUUUAUUCAGUUAGCUGACGUUUUAAUCUAAAGAGACUUAUACAGUAAUCAGAAAUAAAAAAAGCCAAAUGCAUUUACCCCCUUAGUCUUUAAAUAUACAUUAGAUCAUAUGUGCAACUGAAAUGUGGAAAAUCAGGUCACAGUGCUAAAGUUCUGUGCAGAGGGGUAGGCCACCAUCCUCAGCAGGCCCCGCACAAUCUACAUUGGCCACUUCAAUAUUUCAUUAGCACAACAAAGAAAAAGACAGAGAAAACCCUCUCUGCAAUAAUUAAAGAUCCAGCAGGGAUGGAGCCGCACCAACCUGAUCUCACAUAAAAUUCAGCAAGUGUGUGCUGAUUUUUCUUUAGCCGAAAUCGGUAUACAUUGACCGAAUUUGAAAACACUGCCUCUAGAGGCUAAAGCGGUAAGUGUUUAUAAACAAUUGUGACAUCAAUUUAUAUCCAGGAGAGUUCGCCAGAAGCCAGCUGUAAAAAGAAUUGUUUUCAGCUGAACAGGGUGUAAAACAGUGAAGAGAAAUGCUUAUUUUAUUUAAUCUACCCCUAAACCAAAACUCAAAUCUAACCCUAACCAUUAGUAGUGACAAAAUGCAAUGUUAGGGCUAAAAUUGCAAUCUUCUUAUCACACUCGUGAUUAUUUACUCAACCGUGAUUACUUUCUCGCUUGAAUGAGGAUUGAACUGUGGUCUCCCAUGCAACUGACGCAACACGCUACCAGUCAUGCCAUGAGGGAAAGUAAUUGAUGUUGAGCCAUUCCAAAUAUGUCCAAUGAGAGACAGGGCAUGUCAGUGAGUCGGCAUACUAUUGCCGAUCCUAGGGUACCAGAACUUUCAGAAACAGCAUGCCGACUUCCCGUGUGGUCAUGUUGGCUGCACAGCAGUCUGUGGUCCCCCUGCCUAAGUAAUAGAUCAAAUGAAAGCUGUCACUAUGAACAUGAAUAAUGAGUGAAGUGCUGUGAGAGAGGUGGGGGUGGUAGGGGGGUAGGAUGGUGUGGGAUCUGGAGACCUGGCACUGAUGCCCUCCUUCUCCAGGUCUACAGAAGCUACCAACUGCUCUGGGGGUUCUGUGUUGGAGGUGGGGGGCUAAAGAGGCCUGUAGGACCCCAUGGAAGGCAUGGCAAUAGGAAGAAUUGACCAGAGAGGGUGUGUGUGAUGUUUUGAUGUCUUCUACAGUAUGUACAAUGCAUGGGUUAGUAUGUGCUGUAUGGGUUAAUCUUACAUUAACAUAUCCAGGUCACUCUUCACCCCCCUCAAAUGUUUAAAAAAAUAAAUAAAUUAUAUGCAAAUUAAAGGAAUGUUCUGGGUUCAAUACAAGUUAAGAUCAAAGGACAGCAUUUGUAGCAUAAUGUUGAUUUCCACAAAAAAUUAUUUUAACUUGUCAAACAUUGCAGUUACAGUAAGGCACUUACAAUGGAGGUGAGUAGGGCCAGACCAUAAACUUCAAAGUACACACUGCUUUAGAAGUAUAUCCACAAGAUGUAAACAUUAUAUGUGUUGAAAUGAUUUUAGUGUGAUAAAAUCACUUACUAAUCUUUCUGUGUAAAGUCAUAUCCAACAUAACUUUACAAAAGGGUUUACAUGGGGAAAACCCUGUAACUGAUUUUACCACAAUAAAAUCAUUUUGAACAGAGAUCUUAUCACACUAAAAUCAUGUUAUUAUAUAUUGUUUACGUUUUGUUGCUAUACUUUUGAAACAGUGUGUAUUUUGAUAUUUAUGCAGAGUUUUUCCUGGGUCAAAAAUGGUCUUCGGUGGUGACUGAUGUAUACGGUCAUCUACGUGGUCGAAGUUGGUUUAUUAUAUAAUUGCAUUUAAUUAAAAUAUAACAUAAUUCCUUAAUUUAAUUUUAUGUUUACAUUGUAUACGAGUUAUUUUACACCAGCUUAGUAAAUGGAAACUUUUUUGAAUUUAACAAAUUUAUUUUUUUUUUUUUUACUUUUUACUUUAAAGAUGCUAUGUGAAAUUAAACUAAAUUAAAUUAACCUUAUUUCUGUAAUUCAUUUUUUAGAAAGACUAGCUACAUUGACCUAACCACAGAAAUGAGGAGCCAUCCAUUGAGCGAUCCAAAACCUUUAUUUUGGCGUAUGUCAAAAUAAUCCAGUAGAGCGGUUCUCUUGUGCUAGUGGUUCUGUGAUGGCUUGCGCGAGUCAUGCCAAACUGAGCAUACUCACAAAAACCAGGCAGAUGCGUUGCACAAAAGCGCAUCUCAGAUGAGAAGCAUAUGUAGGGCAAAUAAAAGCACUGAAAAUAUUAAAUUAUAUUUUGCCACUCCAAAAUUUAGCUUGGGCCCCAUUCACUUCCAUUGUAAGUGCCAUAUUUUAACUACGACGUUUGCUUAUUUUUAUUUAUUUGUUUUUAUAAUCGAGGGACGAGUUGAAAUAUUUUUCUGUGGUAAUCAACAUUAUGCUACAAAUGCUAUCAGGUAUCGAACCUGGAACAUUCACAGGUGCUGUAAGAGAUUUUUUCAUGGAAAGGUAUGCAAAAUUUGUUCUCCCUGAAAAAUGUCACUGAAAUUAGUGUCCUGAGACAUCUCACUGGUCUCCGUGACAGCACUAUACUCUGUAAACAGCAAACAACAAUGUGUCUGCGGGUUGCGGUCUCUGAUGCUUUCUGUCUGUCAAUCAUUUUGUGUGUUCUCAUAGGAUUGUAGUUGUAGCGAAUUACUGAAGAUUAAUGCAACUUUUAUGCCAUAACAGUUGUCAGUUGAGGGUGCUAUUUUGGUGCUGUUGUUUUUGACAACCGCUUCUGCUCUGUGUUGAUCUUAGUAAAGCUCACUUGGUAUCUUUAGAGUGCUGUGUUUUGGAAAGAGCGGGGGUGCCUAAUCCAACGGCUCAGCUUGUGGAAAUUCCAGAAUGGCUAAAAUCACUUAUAGCAACUUUAAGCACAUUUUCUCCUCAAAUUGUCAUUACUGGAAUGCGACUAGACAUUUUACUUUUUUUUUUUUUGUGAUCAUUUUUUUUUAUUUUAUUUUUUUUGAGG